Molecule: messenger RNA, 9362 nt
Organism: Anneissia japonica
Lineage: Eukaryota; Metazoa; Echinodermata; Crinoidea; Comatulida; Comatulidae
Product: zinc finger ZZ-type and EF-hand domain-containing protein 1-like
Exons: 56
Coding region: 24-7064 (2346 amino acids)
Molecular function (GO): zinc ion binding
Source: RefSeq, a predicted model, not a curated record
UUUCCGAGAAAACCCAGGUGAACAUGUUCUUUGGUAGAGGAACACCUGUACAAUUAACGAAAGUCAGAAUCAAGGCUAGUAAGGGUGACAUUGCACCAAGAGCAGGACUUGUAUUUGUUUACAAUGACAGUGAAGGUUUUGAUCAACAACGUCAUAUCGACCGCUUUUCAGUUUACAAUAAUUUCACUGACACAGAGUACAAGAUAUUGAAUGGCAUCAGAUCAGCAUCUAUUGGUGGACUGCCUGAUAAUCCUAUAGCUUAUUUUGCAUUCGAUGAUGACUGGAAUGAAAUUGAGGUACCAAUGGACGUCUGUCACACUGGACGCUACGUUUUGAUCAAAUUUCUUGGAGCACGCUCAGAAAGUGCUGAAAAACUUGGCAUUAUUGGCAUCAAGUUCAGCGGCUACAUACGAAAAGAUUCAAUGUUGGAAAAUGUUAACCUGUCUGAAAUCGCUCCAUUGAAGCCAGAUUCAGAGGCUCCUGUGAAAACAGAGACAAUAUUUGUUCGUAUCUUGCAUUUUCUUAGCAGCAUUGGGCAGGAUCUGGAGAUGAUUCGACGUAAAGAUAUUGCUUGCCGUGGCAGUCUGAUUGAACUUGAAGGUGUCACAACCAAAAUGAUAUUCAAACAUUAUGAGAAGUUGCUCAGCCAUGAAAAGUGGAAAUACAGUCAGAUUCUAAUGAUUCGCAUGCUCCACUCAUUUAUACCCCAUCUGACGAAACAGAACAUCAAGGACAACCUUAAAGACAAAGAUGCACUUGCCAAUGCAGAGAAGCCUUCUACUGAUGCAGCGACUAACAAUGAUGAAAAUGAUGAAGAUAAAGAGGUUAUCAAAUCAUUUUUCAAGAUGCUGUGUGACAUCAUUAAUGAAACACCAAAAGAUGCACCAGAGCCGGCCGGACUCCUCCGGGAGGCUGCAGUGGAAGCAGUAAUAGAUGGAGCUGCUGUGUUCUUCCCAAAUAAGGAUGAGCGAAAGAAGAAACUGUUUACAAUGAUGAAUGCAGAAUGGAUUGAUGACAAGCCAGCAACUAGUCUUGUUUUCCAGUCACUCUGUAACUACUUCAGUUCUGUUGACCCCACAGGACUCCUUGAUCUGCCAUCCGAUCCACCAAAGGACUUUGAUUUCACAACAACCUUAAAUGUAAUGGAAACACUUCUUAUGGUGUCUCUAAAAGAGUUUAUUCGAAUGACUGAGGAGGGUAAUGAUGCGAGUGUUGCUAAGGAGUCGUACGUUAGCAGCCUGCUCAAUGCCUUGCAAGGUAGCCUAGUUUUAUGGUGUAGAAGCAGACUACAGGCUGGAGAAGGCCAUCAAGAUACCGCCAAAAAUAUCAUCUGCCAAUAUGUCAACAGCCACUGCAAAUGCAUUAAGGAAGCAUUUGAGGUUAUUUCUGAAACCAAUGAUCCUGACAUAUUCAAGAAGGUUGAGUCAUCGUUCAUUGCUACAACAUUUCGUCAGCUGAUUUUGUGUCUGAAACUUGUCGCAAGUGAUAUCACUAAUCUUAGCUUAUCCCAAGAUAUUCUUGAAAUAUCUGGCAAGCUCAAGGACCUAGAGAUUAGUGCACAACAUAUUGAGGUUGCCAGUACGUGUAAUAAAUCAAACACUCCGGUCACGUUACGCACAUGGAACGUGGAAUCCUUGCAUAAUUAUGGUGACAAUCAGCACACAAUACAGGUGUUUUUCUGCCCAGGUGCUGAAGUGUUUGAUGUAACGUUCGAUCCGCGCUGUGAGACUGAAAGAAGAUAUGACUUUCUUGAAUUUACAGAUUUUAGAGGUCAUGUGACCCGCUAUGAUCAAAAGGUUGGCACAGAGAAGUGGCCACUGAAAGUUUCAUUUAAAGGAGGCCCUCGUUUACAAUUCGUCUUUCAUUCUGAUAGCAGUCAAAAUGAAUGGGGCUACAAAUUUUCAAUUAUUGCAAAAGGAUCACCGGAUCUGACAUUAACGUGGAUAGUUGACCUCCAGCUGGGAUUAAGCAAACUUCUGGGCAUGCUCUGUGCAACGUCUCUGCGAAGUAAAGAAGAAUUACUGAAAACGGCUCCAAAGAUUGAUGACAGCUCCAACCAGCCAGAUUCGGAGAACACAACAGAAGCACUUUUGAAGGGCGACCUCUGGAGUAUUCUCUUUCGUGCUGGGCAUAAUGUCAAUAAAUUCUCGCGUUCUUUAUCUGGAGGACUGGUUUCUGAACCUCGCGGUUCCACUGUCAAUAAGUUUCUAAUGGAGUUAAUUGGGGGAGAAGAAACAGCAAUGGAAAUACUCAAAAAGUUUGCUGAAAAGAACCAAACGCAAAAUAUGGGUGGACCGGUUAUAAGUGACACAGUGAGGGCAGUGUUUGCAGCAUUGAUAUGGCACACUCAAGAGCUAAGGGAACAGUUGGAUGAAUAUUUGGAAAAAGUUGAAACUGCUGAAGGGACAGCUAUUCCAGAAGGCGUACAUGAAGCAUAUGUAACAGCAGAGACGGUCAGGCCAGUUCUGGUGGAUCUUCGUCAGAAACACAUUGUGGCAUCGGAGAACAUUAUUUCACCUGAAAAAUCAAAUGAUGCACCAGUAUUAGCAUGGAAAGAGAAGGCAGAGUUUUUAAUGGAGUUUGGUGGCCUUUCAAAGAUUGAACCAAAGCCUCAGGUGAAAGCAUUAUUAAGGAGAUUUUCAUCAGUCGGCGGCAAAGAAAAUCGGCCUAAAGUUGCUCAUCCUGGAACGUUUGAUAGCGAAGCAACGUUUGAGCAGUACCCUUCAUUCAAGUUGGUUUUAGAUUUUUUGAAAGAUACAAGGUUUUCAAGGAAAAAGGUUGAAGACUUAUUAGAGCAGAGGGUGCAGCGUGCAGAGCGUGUAGCAUCCGGUUAUAAUUUUGCUCUGAAAUUCCUGGAAAUUCAUGGCACCCCCCACCUCUUCAAUGUAGCAUGUGUGCAGUUCUUGCAGGAAAUGCUUCGAGCUCAGCACAAAGAUUUAGUUCACUAUGCGGUUGUUAUCGAUGGGUGUGGUCUAGAACUAGAGACUAAAGUUCGUAAGGCAUACUAUGCAUUGGUCCAGCUGUUAGCAAAUGCAUUACAAGCCAACUGGACAACCCCAGAUGGCCGAUUGGAUCAACUGGCAGUAGACUGUAUUCAGGCUUGUUUACUCCAUCUGCUGGACGUUGAUUGGCAGCCGUAUGACUUCGCAUUUGUAGCAGAAAAUUCUAUUCCCAGAUUGCUUCUAACCAUAGCGAAGAGAGCUGUCAGCCUCUAUAGUCACCAGUCCUAUGAACCCAAUGACCUCAAGGAAUUGGAUGACUACAAUGAACAGAAAGAGUGGUUUAAGGAGUGCCAGGAUGACAAUUUUCGUCACUGGUUCGGUCAGAUAUCAAAUAAACCAGAUUUGGAGACCAGACGACGUAUGCAUAUGUUUGUAGCACAGUUCUGUGAGUUACUGGUUGUGAAAAUAACGUGCGAUGGAUGCGGUACGCUGUUACCCGGCAGACGGUAUCAUUGCUUGGACUGUGAGGAUAUGGAUCUGUGUAAUACAUGUUAUCUUGGUGGCGCUAAACCAAAUAAGCACAAGGAUGGACAUAGACUGGUUAAUAUGAUGUACAAAUGUGACAACUGCGGGGCAUUCAUUGUCGGAACUCGAAUUCACUGCAACAACUGCGAUGACUUUGACCUCUGCUACGGCUGCCAUUGCUCUUCUAAAUUCCCAUCAAGUCACAAGGCAUCGCAUGUUGUGGAUGUCAUACCUUGUGAAAUAAUUUUAACUGGAAGUGAGGAUAGCAGUCAGAUUAACACAUACAGCCACCAUCAUGCAUGGAUCCAGUUUGCCGCCCUCUCUCUAUCCAUGGCAACCAUACAAAAUGAAAACCAAAAGAAAGGUAUUUAUAAUGAGAAUAGUAGGCAGAUAUACAGGCAAUGUGUUGAUCUAGUGGUCCAGAGUCUGGAAUACAUGACCCACCACAAAUCCACCAUGGCACAGGCAGCUGAAGAAAAGAAAAACAGAAUGAAGGCCAAGAAAGAAAAAAUUAGCAAAGACGAAGAAGAUAGUGCCAAAUUGGAAGAAGAAGAAGAAGAAGAAAAGGCAACAGAUCUUAAAGAAGUCUCGGAUAUGAAUAGCAAAAACAGUUCAGAGCCAGAGAAAGAUAAGGUGGGUGAUAAUGAUGAGCAGUUACAGAUAAAGGAAGAGGUUAACAAAGAAGAAAGUAAGGAGAAAAAUGAAGAUGAGGCAGAAGAUAUAGAUAAGAAAACAGACAAAAAGGAAAAUAAGGUUAUACCGGUGGCUCAUGUAAUCUCCCCUGAUCAUGCAUUUGCUGACUGUUCUCAAGAAAGGGUUCUGGGACUGCUAGGAGCCAUGUUGAAACUUGUUCAGUGGUCUGGGAAUGAUACUUCAAAGCGAUCAAUGCAGUUCUCCCUGGAGAGGGCGCUACCACUUCUAUUCAAAUGGGUUAAGGAAAGCUUCGGGAAUGACACUACUGCUCAACACAUGGCAGUUGGCUUACUAGGUCAGUUACUGGCCAAGACAAGUCCAGAGGCUGCGGAUUCGGCUCUUGCCCAGGCAUUAGCGAGUGACACACCCCCUAAUGACACAACCCCUGAUUCAGAUUCAAAACCAUCAGAAAUAGCAUCAUCAUCUUCAGUUGCUGUCAUAUCAAUAGAUGUGUCUGAUCACAGUUGCCAUGGAAAGCAGACGAUCAGAUUUCUCUUCACUUAUGGUGCAAGAUGCUUGGAAAAGAGUGGACUUGACUGGGCAUCACUUGUUGCAGGGAUUCUACAGCAACUGUCAGACUGCCCUCAGUGGUCUCAAGUAUUAGCCUAUCAUGUUACAGACUGCAUCCAAGAAUUACCUGGUAACACCACUCUAGCUUCUAUAUUCUCAAUGUUUAUUGUGGCAGGUUUUCCUCAGGUUCCUUGUCGGGGAAGCUGUGCUGUACUGCAGGAGGCGUCGGGCGACAAAUCAGAUGUCAUUAUCAUUAAGCAUUUUGCCGCCAAACAACGAGCCCUUGUUGUGAAUGCUGACUCCAGGAAGAAGAAAGAGACAAAGGAAUAUGUUCUAGAAUUACAGAUGUCGCCUGGAACAUCUGAGGCUACACACUUUGCCACAUUUAUUGGAGUUAUCAAGCGAUUACUUAUUCAAUUAAAACAAGGGAAUGUCUUAACUGUUGAGGAAACAUGGGUGUUAUGUCUGUCUUUGAAAUCUGUGCUAGCAACCUUAAGAAACUGCAAUGAGGCAAAUUCUGUGAUGCUAAUAAAGGAAGACCUGAUGCCUCUGCUUGUGUUCCUUGCCAGCAAGCCAACAAGGUUUAACCGCCAGUGGCUACUCUCAGAUCUUGAGAUAUUAUCGAUAAAGUUGUACACUUGUGAAAAGAAAGCAGGUAGUGGAGAUGAAGGCAAGGAGGAUGGGGAAGAAGAGGUAGAGGAGGAAGAGGACACUGCACCAAGUGAAUCAUCAAGAGUAUCAUUUAAUGAUGGCGGCUCAGAUAAUGGAAUGGAUCCGCUGGGAGGACUUGACGAUUAUAAACGCACUUGUAUUCAGGCUGCUCAUGAUGCAUUAGAGGCUCCUCUUCCAAACCUGAGGGCACUGUUCGAAGCCUGUGGCCAGAAUAUCACAGACUUCUUGUUGGCAAUUGAAAAGAGUUUCAAGAGUGAUGGAUUUCUUGUAAGUGAUGAGGUGUUGGAGCAAUCAAAGAACUGGCAGUCACCGAAGGACAGAGGCAAUCAAGAGGAUAUGUCUGAGGCGAAGGCAGUGGACUCCGGUGCAGUCUGUUAUGUUCCAUCCAAGCUGAAAACAAAAAAAAAGACAAACACUGCUGUUGCAGAGCCUAAUGAAGUGCAAUCUGUAUUGAUAUCCGUCAAUGAAAAUGAACUUCAGCAGAGUCUUAAAAAGCAACGGAGAACAAAAAGUGCGGAACUGUUGAAGAAAGAACUUGAAAAGCACAGCAAAGUUGGAUCCAGAGAUUUUCUGCAAAAUGUCAAUCAGGCUAUCUCCAUACUCUAUGCAAGGCAUGUGCUAGCUGUUGCACUUGUUGAUUGGCCAGUGGGCCAUCCAAUCAGCUUGAGCCUAUUUGGUUGUGUUGAUCAUGCUCAUUUUGUAGGGGUUUUAGAUCUGUUACAGAGGGCAGAAGAAAAAGAGCUUUUUGCAAAGGCAAUCCGCAACAUAGUGGAGCACUGUGAGGAUGAACUUCUGUCGUCUCUAGCGACUGCAGCAUGUACGUUCAUGGAGGAGAACAAGAUGAUGAGUGAAACACGAGAAUCGGCUCACAAUUAUAAAAACGACAGCUCAGAAAAGGGUAGCGUUAACAUUCCUGGAGCGAUGUAUCUAUCGGUGAAAUUUGACGAACAGUGUGCGACAGAAGAUGGAUGUGAUGUUCUGACAAUGUCAUCAGAUGCUAAGGGCAAGAAUGAUGUUCGUAGCUUUAGCGGACCGUCUUCUAAUUUUACCAAUUUUGAAAUGCCAGGUGACACACUUCACUACAACUUUAGUUCUGACUGCAGUAACAAUGACUGGGGUUACAAGUUCACGGUCACCGGAGGUCAACUAGGAAGAUUUGUCACCGGACACAUUCUGCUCAAUGAAAUCCUUAGCAACACGUCGAAAGCCAGUCAUAUUCCUGUGAACGAGGUAUGGUCUUGGUUGGUUCAUGUUGCAAGUUGUCAGACUGGACAGCAGAGGCUAAAGGCAAUUCAGCUCAUGUUACGAUUAUUGCAAGCUGCUACAUCUAGCUCCGAUGAGAAUCCAUCAGAAAACGUGAUGCAGCUUCCAGACCUCACACUGCUGAAGCCUCUCUGGGUUCUGCUAAACUCUAUGGAUUCUAAGCAGUCCGACUCCUUGAAGUGUCUUCUGCCAGCUCACUGUGCUCUCACAGAGCUCUUCCUGGUGGUUGAGGACCUUGCUAAGGCAUCGUCUGAAGAGGAUUAUGUGUUAGCUAUGAUUCAAACAGAAGACUUGAGAAAGAGUUUCCUUCAGGGUUUGUGUAAUGUGGCGUCGUUGGGUCUGGCGUUAGGCAUACCCAACAAAGCAUCCGAGGCAUUUCGACAGAUGGGACUCGUAGCUGGUCAGCCUCCUCCUUUUCAAACGCCGCUUGUACCGUUUCCUGUCAACAGCUUUAUUUGAAUUUAAAGCAUUGUCUACACUAUACAAUUGGAUGUGAAAUGUUUGUGUGAUGUCUCCAUAUAUGUGUAUGAGGAUGUCAUAAUACUCUCAAAUAUGUGCAUAUCACUUUUAUUUGUCGCAUACAUUUUGAUGGCAUAAACAAAGCUUAGGAAUAAGAAGUUUUCAAUGAACGAUUUUAGAAAUAAUUAAUUAUGUGAGUAAAUAGUUGAAAAAAAUAUAUAUUAAAAUUUUUUUAAAUCAUGUUAAUAGUGUUGUUUUUAAUUAAGUAAGGUUGCAUUAGUGAGACAACACUAAUAAAUUUAAAAAAUGAUCUAACAUUUUUUUAUUAGUUCUACAAUUAUUUUUUUAAAAAUAAGCUUAUUUGGAUCUUGAAGUGAAAUUUUUAGCUUCAUCGUUAAAUGCUUACCUUCCAAUCCACUGUGACACCAGGAUUUUUUCCAUAACUAAAAACAAUUCCAUUCCUCUACAUAGAGUAGUUAAACAUAGUUCCAUUAUGAGUGUGCUUGUUGUUAGAUGGGGAUUGUUCCAUUACGAGUUUAGGUACGUUCCACUAAUAAAGGGGAACUUACAUAUAUACUGUAAGUUCAUUCAUGUAUUUCAAUCCUUGAUUACUAAUAUUACUCCUGAUUGGUGUAUUUUUUAGAUAUACUGUAUCAGAUAUGUCGCCAACUAAAACAUGAAGAUUGUUUAAGUUACUAUCUGCAAUAAUUACAAAAUAUUGUAGAAAGAUAACUAAAAAAUGUAUUGUACAUUAAUAAUUGUGUACAUUGAAGUUGAAAAGUAUUUUUAAAUAAUUUUGUAUAGUUACCUGUUUUGUUAAUGGAACAUUCCACAUAUUUUUCCUUGCACCUCUGGAUGGUUAUUAUUAGAUAUACUGUUUUUACGAUUAUUAUUACAAAUCUUUAUUAUUAUUAUUAUUAUUAUUAUUAUUAUUAUUAUUAUUAUUAUUGUUAUUAUUUAUUAUUAUUAAAACUUCUGGCUGUUAACAUUGGGAUGUUAAAAUAAUAUUGGUUUAAAGUGGGAUACAUUUUAGCUUUCAUUUAUGUGAAAAUAAUAUGCAAUUGUUUUUUUUGUAAUGAGCAAGUUAACUGUACAUUGGGUACAGCCUAUCAGUAGGUUGAUGCUGUCGAAAAGAAAUAUUUAAAGAAAUCUGGUUAAGAUUAUUUAUAAAAACCUUUUAUUUUGAGACAGAAAUCAUGAUGCAUUAAUAUGAACUUUUAUUUCGUAUUUUUCUCACUACCAUAACAAGUGUAUAAUGAAUUUCUUUUUAUUUUAGAUAGGAUGAAAACAUCACCUUUUCCAUGAUAAAAACUGCUGGAUGUUAUUAUAAAGUACUACAUGUGAAAUAAGAAAUGCUAAAGAUAUUUUAGUUAAAAGUUUUACUACUGUUUUUAUUUACUUUUUUUUUUUUAUUCAUCAGUUUAGGCUGAAGGCCAACGAUAUGCCAAGGAGCAAACUGAAUCACUAUUCUAAGUGGCAAUCCCUUCACAAGACAAAACAUAACAUAAGCACAAAAUGCUUUACAUAAACUAAGUCUCACAUAUUUCUUUAACAGCUUGUUAUUCUAAGUUGGAAAAUUUUCUCCUAGUUAAUCUUAUUUCCACUGCUUGUUACCUUUGUGUAGGAAUGUUGAUAUUUUGUGUGCAAUUGUUUCUCCUGGUUAUUUGUCUAUUUCCUUCACACUACUUAUCGGUUGUAUAGGAAUAUUUAGAUUUUAUGGAAUUCAUUUUGCCUUUUCAGGAUUAUAGCUUUUUUUCAGGCUUUUCAACAGGCCUCUGCAAGAUUAUUUUAUUAAACUCUUUUUCAUAUUUUUAUGUUGCCAAAGUAUCUAAUCAUAAAAUAAAAAAUAAAUUGCAAUAUUUUGACAUUAUGCAGAAUUAUUUGGGGAAUUAGACUAUAUUACUAGGUUCACCAUAUCUUAGUAAGUUAAUGUAAUUUAUAUGGAAGGUAAUUUUACUAAACAUUUUUUUAAACUUUCUUACUAUGUAGCGAAAUAAAAAUAUGCAAAUUAUAUGGAUAUGAUGUAUGACCUUGUAAAAUUUGCAUAUUUAUGAGUUGUAAAGCUAAAUACAGAUAAUUUUUUCCUUGGUAAAAUUAUUAUUACCUGAAGUUCAUAAUGAUACAGUAAUAUGAAUAUGCAAAUGAUAUGAAUAUUAUGUAUGGCCUUGUAAAAUUUGCAUAUUUUAUUUGUGAGUUGCAAGAUUAAAUAAAUAUGAAUCAUUUUUGCUUGGUAAAACUAUUAAUACCUGAAAUAUAUUGAAACUUAUAAUGAUGCUGUUUUGCUUAUCUUCACAUUAA